Molecule: messenger RNA, 2268 nt
Organism: Etheostoma spectabile (orangethroat darter)
Lineage: Eukaryota; Metazoa; Chordata; Actinopteri; Perciformes; Percidae
Product: probable G-protein coupled receptor 21
Exons: 1
Coding region: 822-1868 (348 amino acids)
Biological process (GO): G protein-coupled receptor signaling pathway
Cellular component (GO): membrane
Molecular function (GO): G protein-coupled receptor activity
Source: RefSeq, a predicted model, not a curated record
ACACACACACACACAAACUGGAAGUCAGCCGGCUGCUUCUGAUUCUUACUAGAAGCUUUACAGAGAAGAGAUCCUGGUGACUUUAUCCAUCACCUCUGGUUGCUCCCUGCCUGCGCUCGCCUGUCUCCAAAACUCUUCCUGCUCAAGUAGCUUUGCGUGUGUGUAUGUGAGAAAAAGUGUGUAUGUGUUCCAUUCCCUGUCAGCGAACCAUAGAUGAGGCUGCCACUUCAAGAUCUGAUGCAACUUGAUUGGACUCUCUUGCUUUUGUUUGCUGAGACAGCUGUCAGCGUGGAGGAGUGUUGACACAGAGCUGCUGGGAAUUUCGGCAUUGUUUUUCCCUCCCUUUUCCUUUGCAAGGACCGGAAGUGGAUGCCAGGAUUUUUCGGUGGCUGCGUGCCGGAGCAGAGUGCUUACCUCAGGAUUUGCAGUUGAGGCAGGAGGCGAGGGGGGGGGGAUAUGAUAAACAGCUGCGAGGGGAGGACGGUUUGCACUGCAGCAUCACACUGGCAUCUUUGGUUCUGCGUUGGAAAUUUGCUUCUCGGGGAUGCGUAAAAGAACAUAUUUCACACUCGGCUGCAGCAGAGUUUGGUUUGCAUACACUGAUGGAUUACUGCUUCUUUAAGAACUGGCUCCCUGCCCACUGAGGGAGAAUAGAUGCUGAUUUAAGAAGGGAAAAAUCACUCUGUUUUUGGAGCAGAAGACUGAACGGGCAACUUUCAGGAUCAGAAAAGAGACUUGGAUGACAGGUUAAUGGCUGCGUUGAGCUGAAACCGCCCCCCCCUCUCCCCCCCCUCCUGCUCCCUUCUCCCUCCAGUCCAAACAUGAACUCUUCCUCCAAUGCAAACCAAAGUGGCUCUCCCCCGUUCUGCCUGCUGGGCGCCGUGGGUUACUCCCGCAGUCUGGAUACCUGCGUGCUGGAGGUGGUCGUCAUUCUCUUCCUCACCGUGCUCAUCAUCGCAGGCAACCUGGUGGUGAUCUUCGUCUUCCACUGCGCCCCGCUGCUGCACCACCACACCACCAGCCACUUCAUCCAGACCAUGGCCUACGCCGACCUGCUGGUGGGCGUCAGCUGCCUGGUGCCCUCGCUGUCCCUCCUCCACUACCUCCGGGGCCUGAACGAGGAGCUCACCUGCAAGGCGUUCGGCUAUAUGGUUUCCGUGCUGAAGAGCGUCUCCAUGGCCUCGCUGGCGUGCAUCAGCGUGGACCGUUACAUCGCUAUCACCCGCCCGCUGUCGUACGCCACGCUGGUGACACCAUGCCGGCUGAGGGCGUGCAUCGUCCUCAUCUGGGUUUACUCUGCUCUGAUCUUCCUGCCGUCCUUCUUUGGCUGGGGGAAGCCGGGUUACCACGGGGACAUAUUUCAGUGGUGCGCUGACUCUUGGAAGACCAACCCUGGGUUCAGCACCUUCAUCUUGGUGCUGCUCUACGCACCAGCAGCGCUCACCGUCUGCUUCACCUACGGGAGUAUAUUCCGUAUCUGCCGGCAGCACACACGGGAGAUCACCCAGCGCCACGCUCGCUUCAGCUCGCAGACGGAGGGCGAUAAAGGCGAGCGGGGGGAGCGCUGUGAGGGCUGCCCGGACAAACGCUACGCCAUGGUGCUGUUCCGCAUCACUAGUGUCUUCUACGUGCUGUGGAUGCCGUACAUCCUCUACUUCCUCCUGGAGAGCGCAGGGCUAUAUCAUCACAAGGUGGCGUCCUUCCUCACAACAUGGUUGGCGAUUAGCAACAGCUUCUGUAACUGUCUCAUCUACAGCCUCUCCAACAGCGUCUUCCGGAAAGGUCUUGGCCGCCUCUUUAGGCCGUUGUUUCCCUCCUGCCUUGGCUGCAUGGAUGCCAAAAAGACUCCAGCUCCCAUCAGCCCCUGAUCCGACCCUCGAUGGGUAUGGGAAGUAUGAGCACUGACGACGAUGAAUUCGGUUGGGUUUCUUUGGAGUCAUCGGCCUUCUUUGUGUUUGCUUUGCACUCAGCUGCAUAGCAUGACACAGGUCUUUUUGGUCCUGCAUUAAGAUGUGGUGAGGCCCCCCUGCACGGAGCACGCAGAGGUGCUCGUGCAGAUGCCUGUCGGUCGUCUCAAAGGCAGAUUUUUGUGGAUGCUGUGAAGCUUUCUCAAAUGCUCUUGAGUGGGAUGCUGCUCUUUCAUGGCUGCAAAGAUCACAAGCUGACAACACAGAGUAAAGAGGUUUGAUACCGAUAAAGAAGGUGGACUGUAGGAAUAGGAUUCAUGUGUGUGCCACUUCAAUGGAUUUAAUAAACCAUCUUGCCUGC